Messenger RNA from Myxocyprinus asiaticus (Chinese sucker), 5697 nucleotides. RefSeq names its product DnaJ heat shock protein family (Hsp40) member B2 (gene dnajb2). Bases 340 to 1509 code for a protein of 389 amino acids. The record is from RefSeq and is a predicted model, not a curated record. Gene Ontology annotation, molecular function: Hsp70 protein binding. NCBI's taxonomy places the organism in Eukaryota, Metazoa, Chordata, Actinopteri, Cypriniformes, Catostomidae. The transcript is spliced from 9 exons.
UGGCAUGUUCUAGAGCUGUCCUGUUUUUAUUAACUGUCGCUCAGCUGAUCGUGACGCACCGUUUUCACAGUAGACGGCAGAAGGACAUACAGAUAUAGAAGUUGUGUCUCAAUUACACGCUGAAGUAAUGAAGCACGGUGUGCCAGCGGUAAGCGGGGGAAUCUAACGGAAUUCCUUACCCACGCUUAUGUUGAAAGAGCGUCAGUUCCUGUAACCCGCGUCUUGGGACGGACUGUGUCGUUCCAGUGGCUUCACCUUGCCUUGUUUACAGAGGCACGGCUCCUCCUGGGUGGAUAAACUUCUAAAGAAAUUAACAGGUGCACUGAGCUAAAGGGCGCAAUGGUGGAUUAUUAUGAUGUUCUGGGAGUGUCACGAAAUGCUUCUCCGGACGACAUCAAGAAAGCUUACAGGAAACUGGCUCUACGGUGGCACCCUGACAAGAACCCAGACAACAAGGAGGAGGCGGAGAGAAAAUUCAAGGAGAUAGCAGAGGCCUAUGAAGUUCUUUCAGACAAAAGCAAACGGGAAGCUUAUGACAGAUACGGUAGAUCCGACAUGCCAAGUUCGGGCUCUGGUAGCUCUUCAUUUCCUGAUGACUUCCCAGGAUUCACCUUCACAUUCCGCAGCCCAGAUGAGGUUUUUCGAGAGUUCUUUGGAGGGCAGGACCCAUUCGCUGACUUUUUUGAUGAUUUCCCAUUUGGUGGGAUGCAUAGUGGGUUUCACAGCUCCUCCAGGCUUGGGCCCAGUCGCUUCUUCUCAUUUCCCUCAGCAAACGUUGACUUCACCUCCUUCUCUUCUUCAAUGGGAGGGAUGGGCAGCAUGGGAGGGGCAAACUUCAAGUCUGUUUCUACUUCUACCCGCAUUGUCAAUGGAAAACGUAUCACCACAAAAAAGGUCAGAGAAAAUGGACAGGAGAGAACUGAGGUUGAGGAGGACGGGGUUUUGACAUCCAUCCUCAUUAAUGGUGUGGAGGAUGAGAUGGCUUUAGCUUUAGAACUGAGUCGUAGAGAGCAGUUGGGUCAGCCUUCCAGACGGCCCCAACAGCCACUGCUCCGCCCCUCCACCAACAGCUCUCCAAACCCUGCCCUGCGCUCCUUCAGUGCUGCCCCUUUCUAUAACUGUCCCGAUGCCAGCCAAGAUGAGGAUGACGAAGACCUGCAGAUGGCGCUGGCCUACAGCUUGUCGGAGAUGGAGGCCCAGCAGCGGGCAGAGGACAUGAUCACAGGUGCUGGGGGAGGGAGGGUGAAGCAACCAGGGGGUGGUGGUGGCGGUGAAUGUGGGAAUGGGAGUGGUGCCGCUAAGAAAACCAAAUCUGAGAGGGCUGGGACAGAUGAUUCAGCACCCAGUUCCCUCUCUUCUCCAGAGGAUAGUGUAGCAGAAAAGUGGCUGGAUAGGUGUUCCGAACAUUUGCAUCCAGAGGGUGUUGUUGUAAAGGAGAAUGAAAAAACAGUGGCCAAUGGGACUAAUAUGAUAAAAAAGAGGAGGAAUUGUCAGUGUGUGGUCUGUUAGUAAGAGUGUGUAGAAUAAUCCUGCUUGUUGAACAUGUGUUACGUUAGCAGUGUGUUGGCCCUAUGUUUAUUUGAUGUGUUUUUGAUCCUUCAUGAAGUGUUGGACUGUGCCUUGACUUAUAGCUCUCUGUUUCUUGUGGCAGGGCUUAUGGCAUUGCACAAGGAUGACUGUGCUGAUUUUGUAUAUUUUUGCCUUAUGGUAUAAAUAACAGGUGCCAAAAUGUGUUUAUUCACCACAAAGAAAGCUAGAGGUUACACAUUUAAAAUUGAAAAAUUAAAGGUGCUGUAAGCACCAGUGUUUUUGGAACCAUGCAUAAAAUGUCCCUAGUACCUGACAUUGCUCUGAAAUUGGUAUCCUAAGAAAACACAUCUCUGUGACAGCCCUUAUCUCAGUCAAAUCAGCUAAAAAGCAAUAUUAGCUAUAUUAAUAUUAGCAAAUUCGAAAACGCUCUCUGCCUUUUAAUUGUUUUUCUCACUCAGGAUUUGCUAACAUCAGGUUGGUUUACAUGUUUUUGAAGAGAAGAUGUGUUCAGGUGCACUCUACCCCCCUCAUUUUAAAGGUUUUAAUGCUAAAGAAAUGUAUAGUAAUUUUGAAACAUGUUUAAAUCAUUUGCACUCACAUGAGAUGAAGACUUCAGUCAUAUCAGUAAUCUUAUAAAAGCUGUUUUAUUUUACAUGGAGAGGGUCCCCUCAUGGGGAUGUUGGGAUCACAUGACCAGAUGAAUACUACUCGCUUAAUCUCAGUUACAGCCCUGUUAUUGGACACUUUGGAUUAAAUUAAUGGACCCUUUCACAUAUCCAGGUUUGGAAUGCGGAAGUUAAUGAUUGCAGGGUAAACGUGUAUAGCGGUAAAUGGGAGACCACAGCAAAUAUAAUUUUUGCUUACCUGUUUGCUCCAAUAGCAAUAGAAAAAAUCCACUGUUACGUUUCACAGCUGUCCAAAAGAAGAAAACAAAAUGUGAUUUUUUUUUUUUUUGGUGGAUACAGCAGUCAGAAGAGAGAAAGAGGCCACAUUUUCUGUCACUCCCUCAGCAGCUGUAUUAGAAACCUCAUCGCAGCUGUGGUAACUCGUUUUUUUUUUUUUUACUUUUUAAAGUUUUUAAAAAUUCCAGGGUUAUAUAAUACAAAGUAUAAUGUUAUAAAUGUACACUUAAUAUAAAAAAAUGUUUGCAAGAUUUCCACUGCUAAAUAAGGUGUGUUGGAUUUACUUACAAUAUAUAUGUAGCAUUUUGAAGUUAGCAAAAUGGUUGAAGUUAGCAAAACAGCUAAUAGCGUUUACAGCGCCUUUAAAUCGUAUUAAAUAUGACAUUUUGGCUGCCAAACGAAGAUACGGUAAAUGCUCUUCCCUUAAAUUCUCAUUUAAAUAAAAUUGCAGCUGAGCAAGUUAGUGUUUCAAUUUAUGCUUAGCUGCCUAGUUGGCAUCUCAUUUCCAAAUACCUUACAAUUAAUUGUUUCAACAGAACAAGUUUUCAAGUGCAUCAAUGUUUUUAAAAGGAUUUGCAGUUAUCUUUGACCGCACCUGGUAAUUUUGAUGCUAGCUGCAGAUACAUCCAUACACAAAUGAUUAUUGUAAUGGUUUCUUCUAGAACAGAGGUUGUCUGAUUCUUUGUAGUGACUAAUCCUCUCCAUUAAUCCGGAUUUAUUUGAAAACGGCAUUUUCGUUCUCGAAACGCUCUCCGUCCACACUGCCAUUUUCAAACGUUUUCCAAAUGUCUCUCAUCCACACUGAAAUGUAUGAAAACUUUUAAAUCCCCUUACUGCACAUGCGAAAAAUCGCCGUUCCAUGUUCGGUCUGAAAUGCAAUUGUUCUCGUGCUCCAUCUGGACAGCAAUUUCGAGUAAACUUCCCGCCUUCUUUAAAGGAAUGCAAUGUGAAGGUUGUACAAAGUAACAUUAAUCUUUAACAAUGCUAUCAAAGUGAAUGACAGGCACAACAAUGCCGCUACAACAUGGGCCGCCAUCUUGAUUGUUGCGGUUGAAUGGAUCACAUGACUGCUUCACGACAACAAUUUUGUCAUCGGUUUCAGAUAUUUUCAUUUCCCGGUCACACUACAACGCGAAGGUGGCAUUUUCAAAUUUAUCCACUUGGGCCAAAAAUUGCUGUCUCAGUGUGGACAGAAGGCCAAAACAUAGAGAAAAAGAUGCUUUUUUAAGUGAAAAUGUAUUAGUAUGGAUGAGGCCUAAGUGUCUGGAUACUUUCUGUUUCUUUACUGCAUUUCUCAUUCCUUCAUUCCUGUUGAACGUGAUAGAUGUACAGUAUUUUUUGAGAUGUUAUAAACUUUUGCACAAAAAGACUUCAAUAUAAUCACACUGUCUUUGAAAGCUAGUGCAGUACAUAAUGACUUCAAACUGUGGGAACCCAGGCAUGUAAAGGAUACAUAGUUUUCUUAAUUUAUGUGCCAAAAUAAAAGUGACAAUGACACUCAUCUCUAGUUUUAUAUGCAUCAAAUAGUUCAGUAUUAUUAAUGGUUUGUUCCUUUUUUUAGUAUAAGAAUGCAUGGCUGUGGUUUCCAGUGCCAUAUAUUAUGUGCCAGCCCGUUUGCCAAACAUGUUUGCCAAAGAAGCACAUUUAACUUAUUAUUAUUUGUCUGUGUAGUUUCUUUCAUAUUAGCCAGCAAGUGUGUAAUGUGAAAUGAACAAUCAAAACUUCAAUAAAAUUUGUUCUGCUUAAAAGACACUAGACAAAGCACAAAAAGGUAGAAUGUUAUGCUAUGCGAAUGUUUAUCAAAUACGUUAUUUUGUAUAAUUCUAGAAAUUGCAAAGCAAAAACAAUUUAUUUACAAAAUUAUUUGCUCUUAUGUUUAAAAAUGUUAUGUGAGAUGACAAUUAAGAGUAUCCUAAUUCAGAGGGAUUCAGUUCGGUGCUCUGAAAGUGAUAUUUAAAAAUGAUUUGAUUUAUUUAAAAUGCUGUUUCAGUCAUUGUUAACCUGAAGUUGUUGAUGCUAAUAUGAGAAACAAUAAACUGAAAUAAAUCAGUUUUGGUCAUAAGCAUUCAUUUUUAGAACAUAGAAAGUAUUUUGAUGGACUGCAAAUAUUUGCUUCCUUCUACAGUGUGACUCAACUCAUGAUAUGUUUUGUCCACUUUACCUGAUAAUGAGUGGCAGUAGCUCUUUAUAAACUUUAAUGCCUUUAAUUCUAAAUCUCUGUGUUGUAUUGUCAUGGGAUUUGUAACUUGCAAGAUUCAAAAGGUUGAAUUCCUUUCUUAAGUCAUCAAGAGACCUACUUACUGCCGCAAUCCAAUUUUCUUGUCUCGCUACACACUAAAAGCAUACCAUUCUUAUUUUUCAGAGGUUUUUUGUUGUUGUUAGUACCGCACAUUUAUUGAGUCUUUCCCACUCAUAGAUUUUAUUUGUGCAUUAGCAUUUUAAUAUAUUUUUGUCUUUUUACCUGACUCAUUCUCCCUGCCGUUACAGAGUCCGACUUCCAGGCCUUCACAGGCUGAUCUGUGGCUGUGGCCCCUUCUUACCACCCCCAGAGGUAAAACAUAGUGUAGACCUCUCUGCAGCCCUCUUCAUGAACUUUAGCAUAGUUUUCAGACAUUUCUCCCCACUUUCCAAUAGUAAAGCAGAACACAUUGUUAAUUAAAAAUGUCUAUGUAAUUAUCUGAUUGUUGCCCGUCCCUGCUGUAAAACAUGCCGUGUUCCAGUAAGGAAAAUAUCAAACUCUGUAUAAUUAGAGUCUAUUUUAAUUUGUGCAAAAGAAAUACCAUUAGCAGGCACUACUGUAGACUCAAACCUACAAACAGUCCUCAUAAUAACACUUGAUUCAUCCAUCUGCCCUUAACAGGUGAAGUGUUCCCUGGUGCUCUGCUCUUGCUUUUUGCCCCUCUGUCUUUCUCUCUCUCUCUCUGCCUGGCACACCUGCUGCUCAGAACCUUUUCAAAGUUUUAUUUGGAAAAUCCCCAGGCAACACUACAUAAAGGUCAAUAAUGUACAUGCUAAUGAUGUUUGUGUGUUUGUGUAUGAAUGUGUGUUCAGCCUUAGAGAGGGAAGAUUGGAUUUUUUUUUUUUUUUACAUAAUUAUAUAUUUAUGGCCUGCACUGAUCAGAAAUAGUGGCUGAUGUUUUAUGGACAAAAUUAUUCGGUAUCAUUUUUAAUAAUUAUGAAUGAAACAAUGAAUGUGUAGCAGCACUAUAUUUGAGAAUUUAAAAUCUUCAUAACUUAUGAUAAAGAUUUAUUAUUUAUUCAGAAA